This is a messenger RNA of Xiphias gladius (swordfish), 1515 nucleotides long. It is a transcript of the gene prr13, whose product is annotated as proline rich 13. The record is from RefSeq and is a predicted model, not a curated record. The transcript is spliced from 4 exons. The coding region runs from base 257 to 781 and encodes 174 amino acids. NCBI's taxonomy places the organism in Eukaryota, Metazoa, Chordata, Actinopteri, Istiophoriformes, Xiphiidae.
UCCAUUAUCAUUGUCUUUUGUACCGCAGAAACUAGUAGGUCAGCCUCUCAUCCAGAGCCAGCAGGAACGUUGCCAUUGCGCGAAUAACGUGCGUAGCCUUUAACAACGGGCGUGGCUUCCUGAUGGCGCAGUUGAAUGCGGAAGUCGAACACGGUCGGAGCUAAGUCCGAAUUCGGGACAAACUCACCCAGACCCGAGGCAAGUUUCUCAGGUUUCCCCCUGUAGUGUUUGACCCGUCAGGUCAAAAAACAUAACCAUGUGGCCAAAUCAAGGACCUCCCGUUCCAGUGGGCCCACCAAAUCCUGCCUACCCUCCUGGCUACAACCCUGCAUAUCCUUCUGCACCUCCUCCAGGAGUCUUCCCCCAGCCUCCAAAUCCAGCGUACCCACCUGGCCAAUACCCAGCUGGUAUGAACCCGGCUAUGGUACCAAAUGCACAUCCAGGGCCAAUGCCUUAUGGACCUCCAGGACCUCAUCCUAAUCCCCUAGCUCCAGGUGGAUAUCCAUUGGUCCCUCCUGCAGGUGUUCACCCAGGUCCAUACCCACAUUCUCCAAAAGGAGGUCACCAUAAAGGUCAUCAUCAUGGAGGGAUUAAUCCCAUGACUGGAGCGUUAGCUGGAGGAUUGGCAGGAAUGGGGGUGGGGAUGGUUGGACACAAAGCCCACAAAAAGAUGAAGAAGAAGAUGAAGAAAGCAAAAAAGGGGCACAAGCAUGGGCACUACAAACAUGGCAAGUCCUCCAGCAGCAGCAGUAGCAGCAGCAGUAGCAGUGACUCAGACUGAGGCCACCGGUUCAAGACAAAGCUUGCAAAGAAAUGCUGCUUUAGAAAAAGGGCAACCUUACUAUUAAUCAUGAACACACAAGAGUCAUUCUAAUCCCUGAAUGCCAUUCUAAUCCCUGAAUGAAACAGGAUUUCUGGAAAAAUGCAGUAUUUUAUCAUAUCUACUAUGGGCUGUUUAUAACACUAGAAGUGUAUGCAUAGGAUGUGGGCAUCUACACAGCAUUAGUCUCUAUUGGCAUUCCAAGUUUUUUUUUGUUUUUUGUGGUGUUUAUGUCAGAUUUUCUGUAGUCAUGAUUUCUGUCCAACAGUAAAAAUAUAUACACUAGUAUGCAAACAUAUUGAAAUAUUUUGAAGAGGGACUUCCGCAAUGUGCAGACAACUUUCUUAUGGACAGCUUAAUCUUUAGAUUUUUGAGAAAAUCUAGCUUUGUGAUUCAGUACAAAAAAAAAAAGAAAAUUUAAUAAUUUUUUUAUAUUCUCAGAAGGAUUAACCUAGAGGGGGAGAUGUGGUAUUGAGUGUCUUCAUUGAGACUUUUUUUUCUCCUAAGUUUUUUAUCAUUAUUGUACAUGUCUGCUGAACACCGUUAUUUUUCAUUUCUUUGUAUCUGCACUAAUUGUAGUUAUAUAUAAAGGACCUUCAAUUAAUUCUGCUUAAUAAAUAAAUGUAAAUAAGCAGUCUCAGAUGCCUGUCAUAAACAGUUGCAAUACACUUUACGCCCACCAGUGGCCCUAUUAU